Molecule: messenger RNA, 879 nt
Organism: Puccinia triticina
Lineage: Eukaryota; Fungi; Basidiomycota; Pucciniomycetes; Pucciniales; Pucciniaceae
Exons: 3
Coding region: 1-879 (292 amino acids)
Biological process (GO): rRNA catabolic process; nuclear mRNA surveillance; U4 snRNA 3'-end processing
Cellular component (GO): cytoplasmic exosome (RNase complex); nuclear exosome (RNase complex); nucleolus
Source: RefSeq, a predicted model, not a curated record
AUGUCGCGAGUGGAGUUGCUGUCUUCAGGUGGUCUUCGAUUGGACAACCGAAGGCCAUACGAGCUGCGGUCGAUCGAUUUCAGUCUUCUACCCAACCCACCCGUUGGAUGCGACUCGGUGGCAAAGGUCGAGCAUGGCCUGACGAAACUGAUAGGAUUCGUAUCUGGCCCGAGAGAUUCGGUCGACUCCAACCGGACCGUCGCGACCGCUCUCGGCAAUCCAGCCGGAAACUCAGUAUCCUCUAAUCUUAAUAAUAAAAGUAAUGACCAGAAUGGUCAGAUCUCCGUACAUAUCUCAACAACCCCUUUCAGUUCAAUCGAUCGCAAGAAAAUCGCUAGAUCCGACAAGAAAUUCGCCGAUUUCGCUCAAGCUAUUCAAAACUCUUUUGAACCUGUCGUCAUGCUAAACCUUUACCCUAGAAGCACAAUCGAUAUCUACAUUCAAGUUCUUCAACAGGAUGGAGCUCUCCUUCAGGCAGCCAUCAAUGUCACUACCUUAGCCCUCAUUGGUGCCGGUGUAUCCAUCACCGAUUACUUGCUCUCAGUAUCCGUUGGAGCACUCUCGACGCCCUCUUGCCCGCUCUUGGAUCUAACAAACAGUGAACAGACGGAUCUACCAAACCUGACGAUUGCUGUUCUACCGCGGACUCAGAAACUCACUCUUCUUCAAUUAGAUACACGGAUCAAUAUCCUUACAUUCGAAUCCCUUUUAGAAAUCGGGCUUGAGGCUUGUCUGGUUCUUCAACUCGAAAUGGAUCGAGAGGUUCGACGAUGGGCUACUUUACUCAACUCUUCAAUUCAUAACUCGCUUGACUAUAAAUCUCACUCUGCCCAAGGCCCUGUUGCAAAUCAAAAUCCGCAAAUCAUGAUGAUAGAUUGA